CCGGAGAGACAAGCGAAGAAGUUGAGAGAGGAGACGGGAGGAAAAAAUAUUAUAGCAGUGGAUAAUACAAUACAAUACAUUUAUAACAGAAAGGAAGUCGCUGGUGUCGUGAUUUACAGAAAUGGGUGUUAGUUGGCAGCUGCAGUUGGUAUCCGACAAACGCAAGACACCAUGAUUGUGUGCCUCAUGAGUGACCACCUCCCUUUUUCGAAUGAUUUCAUGAAACCAGAAGGUGCUGCAACGCGGAGAAGGCUUAACUCUAAAUCCCAGGUGACCCGGCUGACGGAAGGAACAGCUGCUGAAGAUGUUCACCAAGUUAAAAAAGAAAAUUGCCGAGGAAGCAGCCACUGCUCCUCGCCUUGGAGGUCCAGCAGGACGUAUUCCCCGAUCUGUUAGCAGAGAGUCCAUCACUUCAGCAGGAGUCGACUCUGGAGAUGACUUUGCCUCUGAUGGAAGCAGCUCCAGAGAUGAUCUUUCUUCUCAACUCCUCAGAAAAGAUGAGAAGAUUCGAAAGCUGGAGGCAAAACUCGCAGAUUGUGCUGAACAGCUGAGAAACACACUGAGGAUAAAAGAGAAGCUUGAAAUUGCAUUAGAAAAACAUCAGGAUUCUACAGUGAGGAAGCUUCAGGAACAGAAUGAAGCCUACCAGGGUAAUUAUGCCAAAAUGGCAGAGGCAAAGGCUUUGGCCUUAGAGAAAAAGGAUCAGGAAUGGAGACAGAAGUUUGCUGAUCUCCAGCAGGAGAAUGAAAUGUUGUCUGCCAGACUAAAUAACAUGAAGGAACAAAGUCUAAGUCUUUUCCAAAAAAGAGAUGACAUUGAUGAACUUGAAGGGUUUCAGCAGCAAGAGCUGGCCAAGCUUAAACAUAUGUUACUCAGAAAAGAAGAGGUUUUGACACAGAAGGAGAAUGAAUUAUCAAAGCAUAUAAAAGAUCUGAAUGAAGCUAGAGUGGAGCUGAAGACAACAAGUGAGAAACUAUCACAUGUAGAAGAGAAGCAUCGGGAGCUAAAAUCUCUUCAUUUGCAACUACAGCAGGAAAGGGAACAAUUACUCUCUGUGAAAGUAGAAGCUGAAAAGAAGAUAACAGAACUGGAGCAGAGAGGUUUAGACCUGCAAAAUGUCAUUCAGCAAGUUUCUCAGGAUUCCCAAAAGGCUCAGAAUGCUUCCAGUAUUUUGGAGAAAACAUUAACUGCACUUCAAGCUGAACAUGAGGCCUUAAAAUUAGAACAUGAGCAGCAUAAACAGAAGACAGCUGUAACAGUGGAGGAGAAAGAUAAAAUAGUUGGACUGCUACAAGUCAAAGUGUCAUCACUGGAAAAAAGAAUUGAAGGAAAUCUUUCAGAAGAUGAGCAUUUACAAGAACUUCUUAAGGAGAAGUCCUUCCUGGAGCAGAAGUUAGAAGAGUCCAGACAGGAGCUACUGGAGACAAAGACCAGCCACAGUGAAAUUAACAGUAUAUUGGAAGCACAAUUAUCAAAACUAAACAGCAAAGUUGCAGAGUUGCAGACACUUCUGAAAUACAAAGAUGAAUCCGCACAGUCCUUCAAAGAUAAAAGUCAAAGUCAGAUCAAUGAACUUGAACAAGCAUUGCAAGAUGUUUCUGAUAAACUAAAAGCAAGUCAAGAUCAGGUUAAUGAGAAGGAGUCUGAAAUCAAGAAACUGACUACUGAUGCAGAAGAUAAGAAUAACAAAUUUCAACAGCAGAUUGCAGCUUGUCGACAUCAAAGUGCAGAAAAAAUCAGCAGACUGGAAGCCCAAAUAACUGUCCUUGAAACUGCCAAAGAGUUUGAUAAAACGGCUGCACAGCACAAAGUAAGUCAGCUUCAGCAGGAAAAUGAUGAUUUACAAGAACGAAUUGCUGAAUCAGAACAUAGCCUGAACAGACUGGAGUCGGACCUGAAAAGCAUAAAGGUGGAAUUAAGCAGUAAAGAAACUGUUAGCACAGAGAUUGCAAAAGCACUGGAGGAAAUGAGAAAGCAAAGGGAAGACCUUCAACUGCAGGUUGUGGACUUGACUACGGCUUUAACCCAAAAGGAGGAGUUGCUUUCCAGUAAAUCAGCACAGCUGAACAGCAGAGAAGAAGAAAUAAACAACCUUAAAGAAGACCUUAACGCGGCCCAAGUUCAGCUAACCCAUCUGCAAACUGAGACAGAGAAGCUUAAAAGUGCAAUGACAGAAAAGCAAAAAGAAUCAGAAAAUCACCUUUCAAAGCUCAAGGAAGAAGUGCAGUCUCAGAGCGAGCAGCGAGAAGUCUGCGAGAGAAGGGUAGUUGAUUUAGAAGCAGAAGUUCAAAUGCUCAAUGGCCAGCUGCACCCACCUGGGGCAGAACACAACGGACCUGCCUCUGGCGAUGCCAUCGCUCAGCUUCAGAAAUGCAUCAAGGAGCUGGAACAGCAGAAUUUGGAGAAAAACAAGACAAUUAAGCAGCUGCAGCAGAGGUUAGUGGAGCUGAAGAAGACUUUUCAGAAGGAGCUGAAAAUAAAGCAUGAAGUCGAUUGUCCUGAGGUGAAGGAGAGACUCUGUUCUGAGCCCCCCAUGCUCGUCAGCACCUCGACCACUGUUACCAACAAUUCUGACCUAAAUGACUCGAGGGAAAUCAACUUUGAAUAUCUGAAGCAUGUGGUCUUGAAAUUCAUGUCCGCUCGAGAGGCAGAGGCCUACCAGUUAAUAAAAGCUGUGUCUGUGUUGCUGAACUUUACCCGGGAAGAAGAGGACAUGCUCAAGGAGACUUUAGAUUAUAAGAUGUCGUGGUUUGGGUCAAAACCUUCACCAAGAGGUAUUAUACGCCCCUCGAUUUCAGGAGCCCCUUCGCACUGGAACUGAUGCAAAUCGAUUCACCCAACUUCUGUCAUGCCGUGGAUUUUCUUUCCGUGGAGCGCCAGUGAACAGCAGGGCGUCAGCUCUGACUUUCUGACAUCACUGUUGUUGCAGUGUUUUUAUUAUAAGACUUCACUUUUUUUAAGGCAACUGUUUACAUCAAAAGGUUUGUAUCGAUGUAUCCUAUAAUGUAAAUAGAGAUCCUUCACUCUCAUUGACAUGGGGGCACUUGCAUUUUUUUCGGUUUUAAGACAAAUUUGGGCUAAAAUUGGAAAUCAUCAUUCAGGCUUAGAGGGACACCAUAAUCUUUCUGUUUAGUAACGAAAGAAAUUACCCAUUAACAGUGAUUAGUUUAUAUAAAAUGUAUGUUAUAAAAUGGUUUGGGGGAGAAAUCAGGAGUAUUAACUUUUGUUUAUUGAAAAUAUACUGCCAAGGGUUCAGAUCCUCUUACUCCAUGAUGAGGAAACUGUGGGUAUACUUGUGAAUCCUGUUGUGCCACUUUGCCCCACCAGAAACCCGGAAGCAGUGUUAUAGCAUCUCUGUCGGUAACACAGGAAACACAAAGGGAAGUCACCGUUACCUGGAUUCUUCCCACUUGGAGCGGAGGGGGUGAAUCAAUGGCUGUGAAAAACGGCUUUUUACAAACUAAAACGAUGCACCUGGGUCAACCCUCGCACUUCAGUUAUUCACGUUUCAUUCUAGAAAUUCUCCCAGCACUCCAUCCCGUAAGUGAAAUUUGAUCUGUGGGCGUCAGACUGGACUUUUUUUUUUUAAUGGGAUACACAGACUCGCAGAGCUUCCGCUGGCAAAAAUUUGGUGUAUUGCAGACCUUAAGUAUGGCAAUUGGAAACGAAAAAACUGAACCGGCAAAAAUUGGGGUUUAUCUGCCUCAAAAAGCUACUGACGUGAAAAAUUGCCCGUAAUGAGCAUGCCCAAAGUAUUUAGGUUUCAUCUGCCAUAACUUUCACCAAGAAAAACAGUUUAGAAGAGAAGUAAAGCAGUUUAACGGGUCUGUUGUUUAAAAGACCCAGCAGACUUUCUGAACACGAGAAUGUGGACUAAUGUGCGACGCAGUAUUGUUUUAUUUCAGUUUACCGAUCUCUUCUUGUCAUGGUGGCCAGCAUCUCUCAGAAUGUAACCUUUUUUUUGUGUGUGCGUGGAGACCCCCCUCUUUCAUUUUCCCUGCAUCACAUUUUUUUUUUUUUAAACAAAAAAGGGGAAAUUUGCUAAAAUCCAAAUAAAAGAAGGUACAGUUUGGGUUUUUCAACACCAAAAGCGGGGAUGUAACGUACAAUUCCUGCAUGUCCUGUUGCUGCUGUCCAUGAUGGGAUGUCUGAUCUAAAAGCCGCCAGGCUGUCCGAGAUGUACCUGCAGCCUGCCGCCUUGCCUUGCUUUGUUGUACAUUCCAUUUGAGAAUAUUUAUAUAUAAAUACUGUACAUAUGCAAAAUUUCUAAUACACUUGGAUGUAUAUGA
Molecule: messenger RNA, 4289 nt
Organism: Polypterus senegalus (gray bichir)
Lineage: Eukaryota; Metazoa; Chordata; Cladistia; Polypteriformes; Polypteridae
Gene: golga1
Product: golgin A1
Exons: 24
Coding region: 305-2821 (838 amino acids)
Cellular component (GO): Golgi apparatus
Source: RefSeq, a predicted model, not a curated record